AUGCCUAGUUCACGUGGAUUGCGAUCUUUCAUAUCGCUGGCAGCGCGAGCCUUCUCUACCUAUCCACUUAGACAUCCGCAUCAAAUGCCAUCCGCCAUCAUCCAGCCGACUGCUCCGCAUACCGCAACAGUCAUCUUUGCUCAUGGUCUCGGCGAUGAGGGAGAAAGUUGGCGUGCAGCGAUAAGCGGCGAUUACGACUCCAGAAAACCCGGUGAACUGACAAUCCCCGCUCGCCUUCCUCAUGUCAAAUGGGUCUUCCCCGAUGCGCCUCAGCAACCGGUGACGGCAAACUUCGGCGCUCGGAUGCCUUCGUGGUUUGAUCUAUUUAAUAUACCACUUGAACCGGGGCAGAUGUUGGACAAGGUAUUCGAGGAUGACGAGAGCAUGAGGAACAGCGUUCAGAUCGUAGACGACUUGAUUCAAGCAGAAGUGAAAGCUGGAACGCCAGAAAGUCGCAUUGUAGUGGGCGGAUUCAGUCAAGGAGGAGCCCUGGCUUUGACGACAGGUUUGGGUGGGAAAGAAUGGAGGACGAAGAGUUCAGCGGACGGAAGCAAGCUGGCUGGUGUAGCCGUGCUGAGUGGUUGGAUGCCGCUCAAAGACAAGUUCCAGUCGCGAAUUGCCCCUCAUGCCAAAUCUGUUCCAGUAUUCUGGGGACAUGGAACAUCGGAUGCGGUGGUGUAUUAUCGACUAGCGGAGCUUUCAGUCGAAUUCCUUGUAGGACAACUCGGUAUCACGAAGCAUAGCGCUCACGAUAAAGUUGGCGCUCCUGGAAUCAACUUUGAGUCAUAUGAAUGGAUGGGCCAUGCUUCAUGCAAGAAAGAGAUGGAAGAUCUGGCGACAUUCUUGGAAAGUGUCAUACCACGAGAGCAAACCUAG
Messenger RNA from Suillus paluster, 876 nucleotides. RefSeq names its product Phospholipase/carboxylesterase/thioesterase. The coding region runs from base 1 to 876 and encodes 291 amino acids. Lineage: Eukaryota; Fungi; Basidiomycota; Agaricomycetes; Boletales; Suillaceae. The record is from RefSeq and is a predicted model, not a curated record. The transcript has 4 exons. Gene Ontology annotation, molecular function: carboxylic ester hydrolase activity; palmitoyl-(protein) hydrolase activity. Gene Ontology annotation, biological process: protein depalmitoylation. Gene Ontology annotation, cellular component: cytoplasm.